Molecule: messenger RNA, 790 nt
Organism: Capsicum annuum
Lineage: Eukaryota; Viridiplantae; Streptophyta; Magnoliopsida; Solanales; Solanaceae
Product: dihydrodipicolinate reductase-like protein CRR1, chloroplastic
Cellular component (GO): chloroplast stroma
Molecular function (GO): 4-hydroxy-tetrahydrodipicolinate reductase activity
Source: RefSeq, a predicted model, not a curated record
GCGAAUGCAAUUGGAAAUUGAACACUUAUGAUAUAAUUUUGUGAAAUUUAGUUUAAAUAGAGAACAUGUGCACGUCCCAACAAGGACAUCGUGAAAGGCAGGAAAACCUUAUCUUUUAACAGAAACAAUAAACUUUUAUCCAAAUUUUGAGAAACAUAGUAAGCUAAGAGACCAAAAGACUGUAAUAAUACAUACAUCGAUGGCGGCCUUGAGCUGCCACUUUCAACCAACAUACUUUAUUAAUUAUAAAAAAGUGAUGAAGACAAAGCCAUUUAUCUGUUGCUCAUCAUCAACACAAGGAAACAAUGUUAAGGUAAUCAUAAAUGGAGCUGCUAAGGAAAUUGGCAGAGCUGCAGUAAUUGCUGUCACUAAAGCUAGAGGAAUGGAAUUGGCUGGUGCUGUUGACUCUAAUUUUGUUGGACAAGAUAUUGGACAGGUUUGUGACAUGGAAGAGCCUCUAGAAAUACCAAUAAUUAACGACCUUACCAUGGUCUUGGGUUCAUUAUCUCAGUCAAAAGCAACAGGGGUAGUCAUUGAUUUCACUGACCCUUCUACAGUUUAUGACAAUGUCAAACAGGCAACAGCAUUUGGGAUGAAUAGUGUAGUUUACGUGCCUAGAAUUAAGCAAGAAACUGUCAUGGCUUUAUCUAUGUUAUGCGAGAAGGCCAGCACGGGUUGUUUGGUUGCACCGACACUUUCAAUUGGAUCCAUACUUCUCCAGCAAGCAGCAAUUUCAGCUUCAUUUCACUAUAACAAUGUUGAAAUUGUCGAGUCUACACCUAAUCCACUG